Molecule: messenger RNA, 2243 nt
Organism: Tyto alba (common barn owl)
Lineage: Eukaryota; Metazoa; Chordata; Aves; Strigiformes; Tytonidae
Gene: GREM2
Product: gremlin 2, DAN family BMP antagonist
Exons: 3
Coding region: 166-672 (168 amino acids)
Biological process (GO): animal organ morphogenesis
Molecular function (GO): BMP binding; receptor ligand activity
Source: RefSeq, a predicted model, not a curated record
CCCGCUUCAUCACCCCCUGGGACCUAUAGCUGGCAGGACGGAGCGCGCUGCGGACCCCUCCCCGCCUCCGUGCAGCCCACUGUUCGUGCAGAGCUCUUGUGCACGGGGAGGAGGUACAUCUGGUAGCAACGAGGUUUGCUCAGCCUGCCACGGCAGCACGAUAAGAUGAUUCGGAGAUUUGCCUUGUCCGUUUUCCUGAUGGCAGCGCUGGUCCAAGUGACAGACACCAGGAAAAACCGUCCCGCAGGCGCCAUUCCCUCCCCUUACAAAGACAGCAGCAGCAACCACUCGGAGCGGAGGCAGCAGCUGAACAAGGAGGUGCUGGCCUCCAGCCAGGAGGCCCUCGUGGUCACCGAGAGGAAGUACCUCAAGAGCGACUGGUGCAAGACGCAGCCCCUGCGGCAGACUGUCAGCGAGGAGGGCUGCGUCAGCCGCACCAUCAUCAACCGCUUCUGCUAUGGGCAGUGCAACUCCUUCUACAUCCCGCGGCACGUGAAGAAGGAGGAGGAGUCCUUCCAGUCCUGUGCUUUCUGCAAGCCGCACAAGGUCACCUCUUCGACCGUGCAGCUGGAGUGCCCUGAGCUGGACCCACCUUUCCGACUCAAGAAAAUUCAGAAGGUCAAGCAGUGCCGGUGCAUGUCUGUGAAUCUUAACAGCUCAGGCAAACUGUGAGAGUGGGCAAGGAGCUACGGCUUGGUGUUGCCCCCAUCAGAUUUACUGCUGCGUCUCCUCUCCCACUGAGCAGACUGUCCAUUUUGCUGGUUUGUUUCUUCGUUUCUUUUCUUUUUUUUUUUUUUUUUUUUUUUUUUUUUUGGUGUGUGUUUUGUUUUCUUUCAGGAGGCAUCUCUCCAGCAAGGAAAGGUUCCUUGUCGUUUGCCUGCUGGAAUAACGCUUUGUAAUGGGCUGUGUUAGGCACUUCACCAUAAAGUUUCAUUUUAUUUCCAAUACCGUCUGGCGGUUGAGUCUUAUGGAGUGGAGCAGGCUCCCAGAAGUUGGGAUUGAUCAUCUUAAGCGACCAGUUGGCUGAAUCCAGCAUUAAAUGUUUCCACUGUGUGGAGUAAAGCCCUCUGCCCUACACUCCAGUCCCCUCCACAAGAUGAGAACGCCUCCCCCGUGCUUGGGGCCGGAGCGUGCUGCUCCCACCUGGAAGUGCUGUGGUGCUGCCCAGGACCGGGGGGCGCAGAUGGGGGAGAGGAACGAGGAGUAAUGUGCGAAAAGCAAGUGAGGCUCUCCGAUGAGGCUCAUCUCCUUAAGACAACUUCAAUUGUGCAAUGACAGAUGGUUCGGGGCUUGUUGUCUGAAUGGCUGAUAAGAAACGAGGGGAAGAGGGCGAGGCGCUGGGUCAGCCGCCGCGACCACAGAGCAGACGGAGGGUGGGUUCUGGUGCUGUUGUGGUUAGAGUAUAUUGAACACGUGGUCUCUGCAGCAGUGUUUAUUUUGUAACCUAGCUAUAGUAAACAGCUGUUUAAAGUAUUAUAGACCUAGCCAUGUAUAUUUUUCUUGUGGAAGAAUAUGCCAGAGAUUAAAAUAAUGUUGAGUAAGAGACUCGGUUGCUAGGUCAGCUGCCUGGCUUAAAAUGGACAUGGUUUAACUAGGCUUUUGGUAGGUUUUUGUGUGUUAGAUACAUGUGUGUUUCUUACUCCAAAAAAGGACAACAUCCAUCUGUGACCUUGUAUUGAUGCCUGCUCAGACCGGGGAAGGUGGGAGGGUAGUGGGAGAGGAGCUGAGAACACUUAAGGGAGCUAUGUUUCCCUUAAGGUAUAAAAGCACUGUCGCGCAAAGGACAAAAUUUGGUCAUCGCUGGACUGAAUACAAAAGCUACAUCAGUGUCAUCAGGUUUUGGGAGUGGUGUCUCUCCCAUGAUUGGAAACCAUGUUACUGUGUUAGUGUUAAAGGACAAACCCAUCAGUCAGUACUGCUGGAAUGGGUCACAGCUGUAGGGAGCAGGGAGAGAGUAACUUGUAAUUGCUACAGUACUGGUGGUCCACUCAGUUUUUGAGUCCUACAUAAUCAGCGUUGGUGAAUGCAUGCAGUUCAUUUGAAAUCAUACUAUGUUGUUAUUCAGUUGAUGGAGUUUAGCAUGUCCUGUAUAUCCCAUUUGUUACAGUUCUGAUCCGUAUUAGUCCCAGCUGCAUUAAAAUCCUGUGCCUCAAAACAAACCAGCCCCUUCCCCCAAACCAAAAGCCCGUGCGUGCUCAAUUGUCUGAAGCUUACAAAUUAAGAAUGACACGCCGACUCCCUGA